This is a messenger RNA of Trichoderma virens Gv29-8, 2190 nucleotides long. RefSeq lists its product as uncharacterized. NCBI's taxonomy places the organism in Eukaryota, Fungi, Ascomycota, Sordariomycetes, Hypocreales, Hypocreaceae. The record is from RefSeq and is a predicted model, not a curated record. Gene Ontology annotation, biological process: intra-Golgi vesicle-mediated transport. Gene Ontology annotation, cellular component: Golgi membrane. The transcript is spliced from 3 exons. The coding region runs from base 1 to 2190 and encodes 729 amino acids.
AUGUCCAGCGACACAGAAGGGGCUGCAGCUGUCUCGGCUGUGGCGCAGAGCAGCGGCCCUGAUGCUGAUGCUGGAGGAAACAAGUUCUCUCAUGCCAUCUCGGCGUGGCGGAAUGUCGACCUGACUACCUUGAUAUCCAACCUGGACAACACGGCGUCGGAGAUUGUCACGUAUCAGCGAGACUCGACAGUGCAGCGCAAGGAGUUGGCGCAGAAGACAAAGGACUUUAGGAAAUCAGAUGAUGCCACAAAGUUGACGGAGAUCAAAGGGCUUCUUAAAGCAUACCAAACCUUUAUCGAUCUCCUUACGAACCACUCCAAAUCGGUCAAUUCGGCGUUUCUCAAGGCCUACAGCUCGUUAUCAGAAGCCCCCGAUCCAUACCCGUUGCUGGAAGCCUCGGUCGACUCGAUGCUGGUAUCCGAGGAUACUCUGCCAAAGAUAACAGAAGAAAACCAGCACCUGCAAAAAAGUGUCUCGAAGCUCACGGCGCAGCUUGAAGAAUCCGAGUCGCGGCUUCAGAGCGAACGCGCUGCUCGCAAAGAUUUGGAGGAUAAUUUGGAAGGCAAGGUGAAGGAAGUGGAGGCGUCGUGGACCGCUGUGCUGGACGAGAAGAAGGAUAACUGGGAGGCUAAGGAAAAGACGCUGGAAGAGAAAAUUGCGAACCAAGAGCGCUUGUUGAGUGAAUUAAAGGCCAACUACGAAGUCAACCAGCGGCUAGGGAAAGCCAGUGGCGAUGAUCAGGAUGGCCAGCGCAAUCAGGCCUCGAACGCAGAGCUGGAGAUGCUCCACGCGGAUUUGGAGAGGACUAGUUCUCGGCUGGCUGAGGUCGAAGCGCGGAAUGAGCAGAUGAGACUUGAGCUUGCCCAAGCCAAGUCGACAAGGCAAUCUCAAAACUCGACGUCCCUGGAAGAUGACCCCGGGUACAUGCGAAUGCGCUCGGAGAAUUCCUCUCUGGUACGCAAACUGGAAGCAGCGAGGGUAGAGAAGGAAGGGUUCAAACGCGAUAUCGACGGCAAGCUACGAUCAGUAGAACGGGAAGUGGCCCUAUUGAAAGAGGAAAAGGAGUCUCUCAAGGCAAAGGUUGAUAAGUGGGCCGAUUACGAAGAGGUCAAACAGGAGCUUGAGGUCCUCAAGAGCAUUGAAUUCUCGACUGGCGACGAUGAUGAGGUGCCGCAAGACAUUGAAGGCGUCCCCAGCAAGGGGGACACGCUGGAGAAGCUCUUACUGGCACGAAACAAGAAACUCAACGAUGAGCUCACGAUUCUCCGGGUAUCGCAUCAAGACCUACAGCGUAGGUUAGAAGAUCUACAGGAGGAGCUCUCGCGGACCAAUGCGGAACUGGAGAAGGCCCAGAACCUGAACGAGAAGCUGGAGAGCGACCUGGAGAAUCUCCAGGCAGAAGGGGCGAACGCUUUCCCAUCUGGUGCAUCUGUUGCCGGCACCUACAUUACCCGGGCCCAGGGACGCAAGGGGAGGAUCUCACCCACAUCUUCCAUCAUUAGUGGAAUAGAUCCUCGGACAACGUUAGGAGAGCGUGAGCCGAUGGGAGGAGGAUCAGGUAUCCUCCCGAUGGUGACGGCACAGAGAGACCGCUUCAGGAAGAGGAACGCUCAGUUGGAGCAGGAGCUUUCAGAGAGCCACCGUGUAGUGCAGCAACUCCGACAAGAAGUGGCCGCUCUACAAAAAGACAACCUGAAUCUUUACGAGAAGACGAGGUACGUCUCGACGUAUAGCCGAGGAGGAGCCACGACGUCUUCCUCAUCGGCGUACGCAACGAAUCCUAACCCGUCAACGGUUACCAUUGGCGGGACAGGAAACCCCGGCAUGGAGCUGGAUCGGUACCGAAAAGCGUACGAGUCCAACAUAUCGCCGUUUGCGGCGUUCCGUGGCAGAGAGUCAGCCAGAGCAUACCGGCGCAUGAGCCUCCCUGAGAGGGUGGUCUACUCAAUCACGCGCAUGGUGCUGGCGUCACGGACAAGCAGAAACCUGUUUGCCGCGUACUGCGUGGCACUCCAUAUACUCGUCUUCUUUUCGCUGUACUGGAUGGGGACGGCGGACUUUGAGAGACACGCCAGCAACUUCGGCUCAUCGGCAGCGGCGGCGGCAGCGGGAGCAGCGUCUGGUGGAGGGGGGGUUAGUGGAGGGGGAGCAAGUCAUGGAGAAUGGCAAGAAGAUGGAUUUGAUGGGUAA